CUUGGUGUCUGUCUCUUUAAGUUAUAAAUGGCAAGUUCUGACGUCACAACAUGUCAUUUCUUAUUAUAACAUUUACAAUGCCAGGCAGAAGUAAAAGCCCAAACUGUAUAUCAGAUAUAAACAAGAUGGUUACAACGUUGGAGCAAUAUUGUGCCCAUAUUUUAAUUAGUCCGAGGUGAUUCCCUAAGGGCGGCUCAGUAGUGUUUCCUAAAGGAGCGGCCUUCUCCCCCGCAGGCGUUUCCCUUCCGUAGACACUAAACAACAAGCCCGCACCCGCCACCAUAAACAGCGACGCAAACACAAACAAACACACACGAACUCGCCCAGCUUCCCUUCCAUCCACGUGUCUCCAUCACACUUCCGGGAAAUCUCUACUUCACUAGACUACAAAUCCCAUCAGCGGCCUGAAAAGCCGCGCCUGCGCAGUGGAGCUUGUUCGCUCCCAAGGCUACGAGGGAGUUGUAGUUUAUUUCCGGGUUGCGGCUCAUAGGCUGGCGGGGCGCUUCCGGCCCGUAGCGAACUCCAUCUCCCAGCAUGCUGCGGGCCGGCUCGCUCAGAGGCUAGAAUUCUGGCUAAUGAUCCCUAGCAGUGUGGAGUCACGUGUGGCUUCCGUUGGUCUGUUUUCCAGGGCACAGAGAGGGUCUCUUCCCCCCUUUCUUCCUUAAUUCGGAUUUUAUUUAUUUUUUUACCCAUAGUGUUUGUUUUCAGUCCCGAGCAGCAGCCUCUCCCCUCCUUCCCAUCACUAUAGGAAAGCAUGAGCGAUAACGAUGACAUCGAGGUGGAAAGCGACGAAGACUCGUCAAGAUUCCCCUAUUCGCACUUAACAGGGUUUAUGCAAUCGGAUUUCGAAACCUUACGGCAGAAGUGCAUGAAAAAGUUACCCAUUUCCGUACCUCUUUGCCCAUGUUGAUCUAUACCAACUUACAUUCAACAACAUAAGUACUGCUGCAAAAACAUAAAGGUUGUUUUAUAUGUGAAACAGUUUUUUUACAUCCUAUGUGUCUGCAAAAAAACGACAUAUAGAAAAUAUAUGGUAACUGUAGAGAAUAGAUACAGUUAAAACAUACCUAGGCCCUAGAUCCAUUUGUUCGCUCCUGUGGAAUAUUGACAACGAGUGAAAGCCCUCAGAAAUAUUCCUCUACAGUAAUAGUUUUAAUAUUAAUAGAAAUGUCACGUCUAAAAAAUAUAUACUGUAUGGACAUUCUCAGAUAAGGCUAAUUAAAGGCAAGAUUACCAUUUUAAUCAGAAAGGACAUUGGCCCAUUAGAUCCUCAUUGCAUUCAAGCGAAACUAUUAGUUUGCAUAAAGACUAAAUGGUUAUAACAAUGUGAGACACAGAAUCAGUUAACUGAAAAUUAGGAUUUUUUUGGGAGAACCCAACUCCCAAUUAAGAAAAGCCCCUACCCCCAAGUGGAUUCACCAUGAAUUUAUCCGGCAGGAGUUUGUGCAGCAAUUUAACAUAUAUUGGGAAGCUAAUGUAGGCACGGCAGAGGCUCAUAUUGUUUGGGAUGCAGCUAAAGCCUAUGCACGUGGCACAUAUAUUUCAUUGAUCAAGGAGGCUAGGCGUAAAGCGGAUGCAGGGCUGCUAGAGGUCCGUGAGGUUCUGGAGAGGGUGGAGGAGGAUCAUGCGGAUAACCCAACAGAGGAGUCCGGUGAGGCACUGUUAACUGCCCAAAGGAAUGUCAACUUAGCGUAUAUAGGGAAAUACUCCCAGAAGGAAUUGUACCGGGUAGCAAGUUGGUACGACAGGGGAGACAAGUGUGGUAAGCUGUUGGCAAUGCUGUCCAGAGACCCGGCACAGAUAACGGCAAUUCCUAGAAUUGUAACAGCUGAGGGAGCAGAACACCAAAAUCCAGAUCAGAUACUGGAAGACUUUGCUUGUUUUUACUCUGAGUUGUACCGCUCCAAGGCUAGCUUCUCUCAGGAGGCUCUGGGCGGGUAUCUGGAUGGCAUUUCCUUUCCUAAAUUAUCUAGGAAUGACUCGGAGACACUAAAUCAGACCAUUACUAGUGAAGAGGUCCUGGAGGCCAUAGCCGCCUUUCCGUCUGGAAAGUCACCUGGCCCAGAUGGCUUGCCAAUGGAAUGGUAUAAGGCGCAUGGGGACCUGAUAGCUCCACAACUGACUUCUUUGUUUAAUGAUAUUGUUCAAGGUGCCCCUCUUCCAAUCACCUCUAAAUUGGCCACUGUUGUCCUAAUUCUAAAAGAAGGUAAACCCCCUGAAAAUUGCGGAUCAUAUAGGCCGAUAUCUCUCCUAAAUUCCGAUAUUAAAAUCUUGGCCAAAAUACUCGCUAAUCGCUUGAAAUUGGUAAUAGAACAACUGAUCCACCCGGACCAAACAGGCUUUAUGCCAAAUAAAGGCACUGACAUCAAUAUAAGACGCCUGUAUACUAAUAUCUCGGCCAAUCAUCGGAAUAUGGGAGAGAGGAUCGUGGUAUCCCUGGAUACAGAAAAGGCCUUUGAUACCAUAGAGUGGUCUUACUUGUGGCAGAUAUUAUCCCGAUAUGAGUUAGGUAACAACUACAUAGCUUGGGUUAAGGCAUUGUAUGAUUCCCCUAGGGCCAGAGUACGGGUUAAUUCAGGACUAACAGGGGAAAUUCCCUUGGCAAGAGGAACACGACAGGGGUGCCCGCUAUCGCCGCUCCUUUUUGCCCUAGCGAUUGAGCCUCUAGCCAUUAGAAUUAGAUCCAAUCCCCAAAUUGUGGGCCUGCAGCUGCAAAGGUGGGAGGAGAAAUUGUCACUCUACGCAGAUGACAUGCUUGUCUAUCUGGCGGACCCUAGGGAUUCACUAUCCAGGCUGUUGGGUGAAAUAGCUGGCUUUGGAGAUUUUACUGGCCUCCGGGUUAAUUGGGGGAAAUCUUUAGUUUUCCCCAUUGACUCUGGAGCCCAGCGGGAUAUGAGACAUGGCCCCCUGUUGCAAUGGGUUGACAGCUUCCGGUACCUUGGCAUUGAAAUACAUAAAGACACCAAAAAAUAUGUUGACCUUAACUUGACCCCCCUCAUAAGAUCUCUCAAGCUCAAGGUGCAAAACUGGGCAAAUCUGCCGUUGUCGCUGCCUGGUCGCAUUAACAUAUUGAAACUGAUCUUUUUGCCAAAGCUACUAUAUGCCUUUCAUAACUCUCCAGUUGUACCGCCCAGGACUUGGUUCAGGAAUUUAGAUGCCAUAGUACGUGGAUUCAUCUGGGCAGGGGAGCGUCCGAGGAUUGGGUGGCAGACACUCCAGGCCCCAGUCAAUAGAGGGGGACUGUCCCUUCCAAACUUUUUGCUAUACUUCUACGCUAGUCAGCUGGUAUAUGCCUGGUGGUGGCUGAACCCCAAUCCUAAUAAUCAGGCAGUGGUUCUUGAGGCAGGAUUGAUUUCCUCAUUUGAGGCUUUGGCUAAUCAGUUGCAUAGGGGUCUGACCUCAAUCUAUGAUCUUACACCGAGCAUGAAGACAGUAUGCACGGUGUUUCAGAGAACAGUGGUAUCCCCUAGCCGUAAGAGAAGUCAGUGGUCCAAGUGGUCCCCUCUGUGGGGAAAUGAGACUUUGAUACAACUUAGGCAGGUGCCAGAUCCUGCUACUUGGGCAUCAGUGGGGAUCAGAUACCUGGGAGAUGUGGUUAGGUCUGGAGAAAUUAAGCAAUUCGAACAACUGAAGGAAGACUAUGGUUUGCAAAACCGCAUGCUCUUCAGGUUUCUACAACUAAGGCACGCUUUGGCAGCACAGUUUCCUGAAGGGGCCCCAGUGUUAGUGGAAACUACUCUAGAAAGCUACUUGAGACGUCCUGAAUUGGUGAGGCAGCUUAGCUGGUUUUAUGCCCUACUCCUGCGGGAGGACUUUGAUCCGCUCCAACAUUUUUGUAGGAAAUGGCAACAUGAGUUUCCCCAGUUGAAUGAUGGUGACUGGAAGGAGAUCUUAUGUCAAAUACCUGAGGCUAAUAUAUCCAGUAGAGAUAGGUACAUACAGUCCAAGUUCCUAAACCGCGUCUACCUAACACCCCACAGACUGGCCCGGAUCUACCCAGGCUGCCCUGAUGUUUGCCCCAAAUGUAAUCGUGAUCAAGGUACUUAUAAGCAUGUAUUCUGGGACUGUCCUGAAAUACAGAGAUUCUGGGGGGAGAUAAUGCAGUUUGCUGGCACUAAACUUGGACUUCCUAAUGUGUGUUCGCCGGAACUUUGCUUACUGGGAAUAACAGAAGGAUUGGAUCUGGGCUCCAGUGAACGAAUAUGCUUAUUACAACUGGUACAUUUUGCAAAAAAAGCCAUCCUGAUGAACUGGAAGGCGACCGCACCUCCAUCUCUACGCUUCUGGAAAAAACUGAUCAAUAAUGUCCUCCCCAGCCAAAAGCUAACCUACCAAGCAAGAGGUUGCCCAGGUAAAUUUGGGAAAAUUUGGAACGCCUGGUUGGGUGCAGAUCGGACACCUUGAAUCACUUGCCUUUGCUUUACAGUAGGCAUCAUGGGACUAUGCUUGCAGGGAGUGAUGACCUUAGGCCUCUGAGUGUACAAGGAUAAAUGACGACCGCAGUGCUUACUAUAAUAAAGGAUUGUUUAUUUUG
This is a messenger RNA of Xenopus laevis (African clawed frog), 4534 nucleotides long. It is a transcript of the gene max.S, whose product is annotated as MYC associated factor X S homeolog. Gene Ontology annotation, biological process: positive regulation of transcription by RNA polymerase II. Bases 1777 to 4404 code for a protein of 875 amino acids. Gene Ontology annotation, molecular function: protein dimerization activity; DNA-binding transcription factor activity. NCBI's taxonomy places the organism in Eukaryota, Metazoa, Chordata, Amphibia, Anura, Pipidae. The transcript has 3 exons. The record is from RefSeq and is a predicted model, not a curated record. Gene Ontology annotation, cellular component: nucleus; RNA polymerase II transcription regulator complex.